UAGAAAGUGUCAAAACCGUCGGAGAACUGAUUUUAGUUGAGUCGCGCUGGCUUCGUGAGCUUCCUGGCGCACUUUAGAGAAACGCGUAGUUGAAGAAGACGACGAGUCGUCGACAAAGACAAAUAAAAAGAAAGGAGAAAAAAAAGGGAAAAAGGACGGUAAAAUAAAGCGAUCGUGAUUGAUGACAUAUAUGGAAGCAGGUUCGAGGAGUUUCUGGAGCUUCGAUCCCGUUCUAGUCGGCUGUUUCGUAUUCGUUAUUUUCAGUAUUGUUAAUGCUGAUGCAGACAUAUCAGAUAACAAAACACUUGGAAGGGGACUCAAAGCAUAUCAGCCGCCGUAUGACAGAAAGGAAGAGGAUGCUUCCUCUGGUGCUCUAAUUCUCAAUGACAGUGAGAAGGAUAUUGACAUAAUUGCAACUUACAGUGAUGCUUCUGGCACUGUUAGAACAAGUAGGGUGAAAAUGAAGGACCUUUCUGCUUCAUGGGUUCUGGAAAACCCUAGUAAUGGAGAUCCUGACAACCUUAAGGGCCCACAGGUACUUAAACUGAAAGAUUCAUAUCAACCUAGCAAAACAUUUGAAGGAAAUGUUGAACAUUUUAUAGAUGAUCAUCAGUUGGAAGAAGGUGAAAUUCAAAAUCUUCAGAGGGCAUCAUGGAGCCCUGUGAAGUACAAGCGUCAGAUAUUGCGGCAAAAAAGGAGGGAUUUCCGUACUGCAGAACUCAUCCGUCAAGUUAAAGAGUCUGACAAGCAGAUGCAAGCAACAGCAGCAAUUGAGAGCUUGACAAAUAUGGACACUGUUGGCAAGGGAAAAUACAGCCUAUGGAGAAAAGAUUUUGAAAAUCCUAAUUCUGAUUCUACCUUGAAGCUUAUGCGUGACCAGAUUAUUAUGGCGAAAGCAUAUGCAAACAUUGCCAAGUCUAAGAACCAAAAUGCCCUUUACAAUUCUCUUUUGAAACAUGUCAGGGAAAGUCUACUUGUUAUUGAAGAAGCAAAUUCUGAUGCUGAGCUUCAUUCAAGUGCACUUGAUCAUGCAAAAGCAAUGGGCCAUGCUCUGUCUAUAGCAAAGGAUCAACUCUAUGAUUGUCACACAGUUGCAAGAAAGCUUCGAGCCAUGCUUCAGUCAACAGAAGAUAAUGUAGGUUCACUGAAGAAAAGGAGUGCCUUCUUGAUUCAGCUAGCUGCUAAAACUGUCCCAAAACCAUUGCAUUGCCUACCUCUGCAGCUAGCAGCAGACUACUUCAUUAAUGGAUAUCAAAACAAAAAGGAUCUUAAUAAAGAAAAGCUUGAAGAUCCUUCUCUAUACCAUUAUGCCAUCUUUUCUGAUAACGUACUGGCAACAUCUGUGGUUGUCAAUUCUACAGUGCUGCAUGCAAAUGAGCCUGAGAAACAUGUUUUCCAUAUAGUCACUGAUAAACUGAAUUUUGCUGCAAUGAAAAUGUGGUUUAUCUUGAAUGCACCUGAAAAAGCAAUAAUCCAGGUUGAGAACAUCGAUGAUUUCAAGUGGCUGAAUUCCUCUUACUGUUCUGUUCUUCGUCAACUCGAAUCUUCCAGAGUUAAAGAAUAUUAUUUCAAGGCAAAUCACCCAUCCUCUCUCUCUGUUGGGUCUGACCAUCUCAAAUACAGGAAUCCGAAAUAUUUAUCGAUGCUGAAUCAUCUUAGAUUCUACCUUCCUGAAGUGUACCCAAAACUCCACAAGAUUCUAUUUUUGGAUGAUGAUAUUGUAGUUCAGAAGGAUUUGACACCUCUUUGGGAUGUAGAUCUGCAAGGAAUGGUGAAUGGUGCAGUGGAGACCUGUAAAGAGAGCUUUCAUAGAUUUGACAAGUAUCUCAACUUCUCCAAUCCAAAAAUCUCAGAGAAUUUUGACUCAAAUGCUUGUGGUUGGGCAUUUGGGAUGAAUAUUUUUGAUUUGAAGGAAUGGAGAAAGCAAAACAUAACAGGAAUAUAUCAUCGAUGGCAAGAUAUGAAUGAGGAUAGAACUCUUUGGAAGCUGGGCACAUUGCCGCCAGGACUGAUCACAUUCUAUAACUUGACUUAUCCACUGGAUCGAAAAUGGCAUGUCUUAGGACUUGGGUAUGACCCAGCCCUCAACCAAACUGAGAUAGAAAAUGCAGCUGUCAUCCAUUACAAUGGAAACUAUAAGCCAUGGUUGGAUCUGGCUAUCGCCAAGUACAAGUCAUACUGGUCUAAAUAUGUAAAGGUCGAUAACUAUUACUUUCGACUCUGCCACAUUAGUGAAUAAUAGUUGACCAAUUUUUUUUUUCCUUCUUGCUUUCACUUAUUCACACAUGUAAUUCUUUUAUUACAGUAAAGAGAAGAAAAGGGAAAAUUUUUUAUGGUU
Messenger RNA from Theobroma umbraticum, 2338 nucleotides. It is a transcript of the gene GAUT3, whose product is annotated as galacturonosyltransferase 3. The record is from RefSeq and is a predicted model, not a curated record. Gene Ontology annotation, molecular function: polygalacturonate 4-alpha-galacturonosyltransferase activity. Lineage: Eukaryota; Viridiplantae; Streptophyta; Magnoliopsida; Malvales; Malvaceae.